Messenger RNA from Symbiodinium natans, 2538 nucleotides. The record is from the annotation of a GenBank genome assembly. Lineage: Eukaryota; Dinophyceae; Suessiales; Symbiodiniaceae.
AUGGCACAACGAGCAGAUAGCACAUCACAGCACCUCUCCAAGCUGGGAGGUUCCAUCCCGGAGCACCAGCCCAUCACCUACACGUUCCAGGCCCAUGGGGACACCAACAUUUCCGCGUUCUCCCAGCAACGCCUCCAGCCCUGGGGCAACUGGGGGACUGGAGAGGAGGUCGCAAGCAUCGCCGGUUGCCUCGCCAGCCUCUCCGAGCAGCUCACAAUCCAGCCCGUUCCGCAGGAUCGCUGCGGCCAAAAGGCUUCCUGCGAAUGCCGAGAGGACACCUUCACCAGCUUUGUCUGCGUCACCCAAGAGCUCGGCUUCGAGCCCGUUCCAGACAAGGCCUCGAGGCAGUCCUACGAGGCCUCCGCCUAUCUGGGAUUUCGAUGGUCCCAGUUGGUCUGCCUGUACGGGUAUGUGAUGUGUGAGAUGAGAUAUUGCUUCGAGCAGAGCAUGCACACUGAUGGCUCAAGUUUCGAUUCGAAGGGUGGCUUGAGCCCCAAGGGGACUUGCGCUCCGGUGUGCAUCGGGCAGGUCGAGUCCUGGUCGGAGGAUGGUGUCAUGGUUGACUCUCCUCGACAAGAGAUGCUUCUCCUGCAGCAAGAGGCAGUGGCGAAAUUAAAGCGGCAACUAGCCGAAGAGCAGGCAAAAGCCCAGAAGAGAGAAGAGCAGACUGAGCAGGUCUCGUCUGCCCUGGCAGCAACAAUCUCCUCAUUAAGAUUGAACCGAAUGCAGGCCAUUGCCUCAUGCGAGCGCCUGGAAGAAGAGAACAUAUCGCUGAAGCACCGUCUCCCAGAGCUGGACGUGCUACUGGCGCAUGAGCGUGGGAAGAGCGAAACUUUGGAAGAAACCAUGAAGGAGCUCGAGCUGCAGGUUGCGUCACUCAAAGACAAGUGCAAGGUGGCCGACGAGGAGGCCGUCCGAAGCGAGCGCAAGUGGCGCCUGGAUGAUGCUCAGCACCAGGAGGCUUCGCAGGCCUUGCACUUGCACACGACCUCCUUGCAGACAGAAGUACAGCUGGCACGAGACGAGGCGUUAUCAGAGCGGCGCAGGCGUGAGGAGUUGGAGAAGACCUGGCAGCAGGAUGUCCAGCGCCUGCAGUUGCAAGCUGAGGCAAUUCGACAAGACAAAGCAGAUGCGAGACAGUGGGACGAGGCUGAACGCCGGCUGCUUGACGAGCAGCACCGCUGCCUGGAGCUCACCGAGGACUUGAAGCGUCUGCAGCAGGAGGGCCGCGCAGAACUGGCGACAGAGCGACGCCGAAUGCAAACCCUGCGCGAGGAGCAGAGAGAGGCUGCACGUGACAUUUCGGCAGAACGUAAGACUUCGCGACAUCUGGCGCAGCAGCUGAAGCGCUACGAGGAGGAAGAAUUUCGCACAAGCCGAAAAGAGGACAGCCUCAGGCUUCUCCGAAGCUUCGAGGCUUGGCAUCGCAGGACUUUGCAGAACAUGCGUCAACUGGAUUCCCAGCGCAAAGUCGACGUGAAAGCCACGUCACAGGAGCUCCAGGAAGCUGGGCGCAAGCUUGCCCUUCAGGAGGACAAGGUCAAAGCAGCCUUUGGCAGGGCCACGACUGCCGAAGCAGAUUUUGCCUCCGAGAUGUUCGCCUGCCAAAAGCUCCAGCAGGAGCUUCGUGACAUGCAGCACAGGCUUGACUCCGAGGCCAUCAUCUAUCGAUCCAAAGCUGCGGCACAAGAAGCGCUCUUGGCAGCCGAAAGGACUGAGAGGCAGAAGCUGGAGGAGCAGUUGGUCGUGGUGCGCUGCAAGAGUGAAGAGACACAGGAAGCUUGCGCUGCGCGGGAGGCGCUGCGUUGUGCUGAGGUUCAGGCGCAGCUCUUUGCUCAGGCUGAAAUGGCAGAGUCUCGACGGGAGGUGUCCCAGCUUCGUGCUGAACUGGCCGCAUGCCGCGCUGCAUCAGAGACGUCGACACUGCGAUCUCCGAGCCGCUGGCGUGGUGGUCCCGAGGAUUCGCUCACCCAUGCUUUGCUGCAUGCUACGGUCCGAACGGUUACGAACGGCUACCAUGGGGCGGACUCCAUCACCUCCAGCUGGGAGGUGCGGCACAGUAGAGAUGGACGAGACCAGUUCGCAGCCCUGCUGCAAAGCAGUUCCAUCGCGGUGGCUUCCCUGCUGAAGCAGGUCAGGCGCCUUGAUGAUGCUCAUCGGACCCUGGCAGGCGAAGGAGGCGACGCAAGGGCCACUCCGGCUCAGCUCCGGGCCGUGCGGGCACUGGAGAAGCAGACCACAAUGUUGGAGCGGACCAACAAAGAGUGGACGACCUCACUUGCAGCAACAAAUGAGGAUGUCGGUAUGUUCGUCAACGGCGAUCCUGCAAGGCAGGGCAAGAAUGGAUACCAGAGCCCUGAUGUUGACGAAGAGGUCCCUACCUCACCGGCGGCUCGAGGGCAAGUCAUGGUGUCCGUGCUGCGACGGACAGAAGGGCGUUUGGAGAGGCUUCAUGAGCGGCUUCUACGCCUCCUGCCUUCCGAGGCUCCAGAUGACAGCUUCAAGCAAGAGCCCUUGUCUCAGACGACAGGCUGGUAG